AUGCUCGAACCGGAAGUGUUCUUUCCAGCACUUGGCGCAAAGAUAAACGGCCUUGGAUGGUGGUUCGGCUAUUGGGGAUACGAUGUUGGACCGUUUUUAUGCGCCUACAUUGUUGAUUGCGGAUGUCAGAUUUUAGCGUCACUCGAUCUCUGCAUCACCUAUCGUUACUGUUCUCUUUUGCAUGGAAUGGAAUACUGGAAGACUUGGCUCUUUUACCUACAUUUUAUCAGUGCUUACAUCGUUUCUUGGUCUAUCUCGUUGUCACUCCAACAAGCACACGUUCCUUUAGAGAAAUUUCUCGAAAAAGCGAAACAAGACGGAACCUAUGAUCAUAUUUUACCGUACAUUCAAAAUGAUCCAAAUGCGCAAAUCUUUGGGUAUUCUUUGGAGAAAGUCGGAUGGAUUUUCGGGCUUGCUGGGGUGGUUCUUUUUUCGAUUGGCUUCUUAGUGAUCAAAAACUCGUUUCUACUGUGGCGAUUGUUGAGCCAAUUCGGGAAACUCAAUUUGAGUUCCACAACGGCGAGGCUUCAUCGACGAUUGACUGUUUUGGUUGCUAUGCAGAUAACGUAUCCAUUUGUCGCUUUCUCUGGACCGGUCAUCGUUUUCACCGUCUCUGUGCUGAUGCGUUGGAAUUGGGUUUAUGGAUCAAAGGUUUUCCACUGGAUUGUCGAGAGUUUAAUCUGCAGUUUACCGCUUUUCAACGGUGUUACAACGCUUUACUUUGUGGCACCGUACAAAGAAGCGUUGAUGAAG
Mesorhabditis belari is the source of this 753-nucleotide messenger RNA. Lineage: Eukaryota; Metazoa; Nematoda; Chromadorea; Rhabditida; Rhabditidae. The record is from the annotation of a GenBank genome assembly.